CUCUUUGAUAAGUGCCUUGUUGAACAUUCGUUUGUAUUAUAAUAAAAUUCAAGUCAAAAUACUAAAGCAAACGGGAUGUAUUAUUCAAGUUAAGUGAAACAUGUACACGACAAUGAACAGAACACAAAUAAAUUCGCUACUACAGCACGAGUUGUUGUGCUGCCGUGUUUGUUUAAUGUUGGAUUGUAGACUGUACAAUAUUCACGAAUAUAAACUCGCCGAUACCUUUACUCGCAUCUCUGGGACUCCUGUGUCCAGGGACGGGCUGCCGCAGUACCUGUGCGCGUACUGCUUCGUGCUGCUCCUCAAAUGCUCGUCCUUCAGUGACAUGUGUGUCCGCACGCUGAAGCAACUCACACCCACGCUGCGCAAGGGAGCGCUAGAUACAGAUUAUAUUCGCAAAUACCAAUUCCCUCACCGGUCGCUCAACUUAACACAAACUGAAAUCGAAACAAUAGAAUUACUUCCGGAGGAUUUACACAAUGAACAAGGUGAACACAUUGUGUCAAUAGACAUCAAUGCAGCUUAUCCUGAAAUGAAACCUGAAAUAUUAGAAGAUAUAAUUGAAAUCGGUGUUAAUGAUUUUGAGGAUGAAUUUGUUUUAAAAGAUAGUAUAAUCAGCAAAAGAAAAAUUGAUAAUACUAAGACUAUAGAGAAUACCUUGAAAACUAAAAAAACCCGCAAAAGGCACACAGUAAAGCAAAAUAUGGCCUUAAAAAUCGAACGUGUCUUUAAUGAAAGUAUGGAUAUUGAUAAAAAUCUGAUGAAAACAGAAAAAGAUAAAACAGAAACAAUCGAAACUCCAGUGAAGAAAAAUAUGGUCUUAAAAAUCGAACCGUUCUGUAAUGAAAGUAUGGAUUUUGAUAAUAAUCCAAUGAAAAUGGAAAAAGAGAAUACAGGAACGACUGAAUUUCCAGUGAAAGAAAAUAUGGUCUUAAAAGUAGGGAGUGUAUAUAAUGAAAGUAUGGAUUUUGAUAAUAAUCUAAUGAAAAAGGAAAAAGAAAAUGCAGAAACAUUGAACAUGAUGACGAUUGAAGUAAAAGACGAUAAAAUUGAAUUAAAAGUUGGUGAAAAAUCUGACAAUAAUGAUGAUAUUUACUAUGAAGUGGAUGAAAAAAUAGAAGACGUAAAAAUGAAAAGAAAAAAAGUCCCAAACGUAACACGUACGGAACGUAAAAAGAAUGUGAUGAAAAGCGGGAACAAUAAGCAAAAGCUACCUAGAUUUAUUUCUCCCACAUUUGAGAGUACCUACGAUCUUGAAAUUGUCACUUUGAGCAAGGAAGAGCAACUGGAAGAGAUCGCAACACGCAAAAAGUCCGAGAAUUACCUGAUGUCGCAUUUUAAGUGCGAGGACUGCGGGAAAGGGUUUGGCGUGGAGUCUGCCUACAAUAAUCACCGCGCCAGGCACAGCCCGAGCAACGGCCCGUACUCCUGUGAGAUCUGCACUUCGUACUUCACGCGCCGCUACCUCUAUAUACACCAGAAGCGGCACCGGCUCAAGUUCAUUUGCAAUCUGUGCAAGUUCGUCUCCAGACACAAGGCACAAGCGAUCAAGCACCACGCGACGCACACGGGCAAGACCUACGAAUGCCCACAUUGCUUGAAGACCUUCAUAAAGAGCACGACGUGCUUUAACCACUUGCGGCGCGCGCACCCCGAGCGCAACCUGGACUGCGCGGAGUGCGGGGAGACCUUCGUCGGAGACCUAGGGCUCCGGCAACACAGGAACCGGAUGCAUAACAUGAAAUUGAAAAAGUUCAUGUGCACUAUCUGCUCAGCCAACUUCAAUAGUGUCUCGGCGCUGAACACACACACAGACACGGCCGGCGAGCACACAGAUCUGCGGCCGUGCGAGCAGUGCGGCGAGAACUGUGCGAGCGAGGAGCAGCUACAGGAACAUGUUGGGGAGAUGCAUCCCACCGAGUCACAUCAUUGUGAAGUGUGCAACGUGGCAUUCUCAAAUGCGGCGGCGUUGGACACGCACAGCCGCCGCAAGCACCUCGGGCCCGCCUCGGGGCCUCGGGCUCCGGCUCGGGACGGCGCCCCCCCUACCCCUCCCCCGCCCCCGCCCAAGCCGCCCCGUCUACGUCAAUACAAGAAACGCGUGCGCCAGCCUAAGCCAUGUAUGUGCGAGCAGUGCGGCGCUAUUGUGCAGAACUCGUCGCUUCUCGUGUACCAUAUGCGCACGCACCUCGCCGUGAAGCCGUUCGCGUGUCCACAUUGCCCGAAGACAUUCAACUGGCCGCAGAAUCUAAGAAUUCACGUGCGCACGCACAGCGGUGAGAAGCCGCACCAGUGCCCCGAGUGCCCGCGAGCCUUCAACUCGAAGUCGAACUUGAAGCGACAUCACAACACUGCACAUCUAGGUAUACGCGGCUCAUUUCCGUGUCCGAUGUGCGGGCGCACGUCCACCACCAAGCACACUAUGGAGGCGCACGUGCGCGCGGUGCACGGCGACGCGGGCUGGCCCAAGCGGGAUCGCAGCAAACGCAAGAAAAAGACGCAACCAGAUGAUCAAUGA
Messenger RNA from Cydia strobilella, 2521 nucleotides. Its product is annotated as zinc finger protein 37-like. The transcript is spliced from 12 exons. Gene Ontology annotation, molecular function: zinc ion binding. The record is from RefSeq and is a predicted model, not a curated record. Gene Ontology annotation, cellular component: nucleus. NCBI's taxonomy places the organism in Eukaryota, Metazoa, Arthropoda, Insecta, Lepidoptera, Tortricidae. Bases 101 to 2521 code for a protein of 806 amino acids.